AUGUCCCUCCAUCUCUCACCUGACCCCCCCUCACGCUCCCUCAAGGGAAAAGUGGCCAUCGUCACCGGCGCCGGUUGUGCCGGUGAUGGCAUCGGUAACGGUCGCGCCAUCUCCAUCCUAUUGGCCGAUGAUGGAUGCGACGUCGUCUGCCUGGACAUGGAUCUCACAUGGGCCACCAAGACCGCUGAGAUGGCCAGCAGUAAGCCAGGCCGUGGCAGGGCUAUCCCAUUCCGUGGAGACGUCACUUCCGCCAAAGACUGCGAGGAUGUCGUCAAUUUUGCGCUGUCUCAGUUUGGCCGAUUAGAUAUCCUCAUCAACAAUGUGGGUAUCGCUGGUGCUCCUGGGACUGCUGUCGAGGUAGAUAUGGACAAGUGGGCCAAGAGCCUCGACGUCAACGUUUCGAGUAUGGUUUUGAUGGCCAAGUAUGCCGUGCCGGCUAUGGCUAGGAACGAAGGUGAGAACAAAGGCAGCAUCAUCAAUAUGGGCAGCGUCGCGGGGCUCAAAGGGGGAACACCUCACCUGCUUUAUCCCACGGCUAAGGGCGCGGUCGUCAACAUGACGCGCGCCAUGGCGGCUCAUCAUGCCAAGGACGGAAUUCGCGUAAAUUGUGUCUGUCCAGGAAUGCUGUACACUCCCAUGAUGUACGAAAAGGGAAUGACGGAGGAAGCAAGGGCAGCAAGGAAGGCGCGCAGCCUUCUUGGAACCGAGGGAACUGGUUGGGAUUGUGCAACAGCGGUUGUGUUCUUAGCUGGUCCGCACGCACGGUGGAUCACCGGCGCCAUAUUGCCGGUCGAUGCCGGAACAACGGCGGCGGUGGGAAUCGGCAUGCCCGCCGGUACGAGUGUUAAUAGUUAA
Messenger RNA from Scedosporium apiospermum, 855 nucleotides. RefSeq names its product 2-(S)-hydroxypropyl-CoM dehydrogenase. The record is from RefSeq and is a predicted model, not a curated record. The coding region runs from base 1 to 855 and encodes 284 amino acids. Gene Ontology annotation, molecular function: oxidoreductase activity, acting on the CH-OH group of donors, NAD or NADP as acceptor. Lineage: Eukaryota; Fungi; Ascomycota; Sordariomycetes; Microascales; Microascaceae. The transcript has 2 exons.